This is a messenger RNA of Stegastes partitus (bicolor damselfish), 1296 nucleotides long. RefSeq names its product neural retina leucine zipper (gene nrl). Gene Ontology annotation, molecular function: RNA polymerase II cis-regulatory region sequence-specific DNA binding; DNA-binding transcription factor activity, RNA polymerase II-specific. The transcript is spliced from 4 exons. Lineage: Eukaryota; Metazoa; Chordata; Actinopteri; Pomacentridae. The record is from RefSeq and is a predicted model, not a curated record. Gene Ontology annotation, cellular component: nucleus. Gene Ontology annotation, biological process: regulation of transcription by RNA polymerase II. The coding region runs from base 1 to 1296 and encodes 431 amino acids.
AUGUCCUCUCCCUCCCUCCCCAUGCCGUCUCUCCCCCCAAGCCCCCUGGCCAUGGAGUACCUGAACGACUUUGACCUCCUCAAGUUUGAGGUGAAAUCAGACACUCCUCCGCUCCCCCCUCCGUGUUCGUAUCCCAAAUCUGGCCUCCCCCACGACCCCUCCAGCUCUCCGUACACCAGCCACCCUCCGCAGGACUCCAGUUUGAGCUCCAGCCCUUACAACUCGCUGCCACCUUCGCCGACGCUCAGCGACGCCCACCCGCCUCCUUCGGGCUCCUCCUCCCUCUCCUCGUCCUCCUCCUCCAUCUCCUUCCCCAUCUCCAUAUCCAACAGCUUCACCUCCGGCAUCAGCUCCGGCUCUCAGGGGAACGUGGAGGGCAGCCCGGCCCACGGCGGCCCUCAGGGUCCCACUCCGGCCUCGCUGGAGGACCUGAUCUGGCUGGCGGCGCUGCAGCAGCAGUUUGGAGGUGAGGUGACGGGGCCCGCCACUCUGCUGGGAGCCUUGGGAGGAGUUCCGGAGCGAGGGGACCGAGAGAGGGGGCCUGUCAAUGGCUUCCUGGGCUGUGAGGAUGCUGUGGAGGCUUUGCUGAACUCGGCUGCUGCGGCUGUCAGCUCACAGUUUCCAGGUCUUUCUCAGAGUUCGAGCAGCAACCUGGGUGACUCCAGCAGCGACAGUGGGGCCGACAUCUCCUGCGCCAAGGCGGCCGACAUGUGCCAUCGCCCACUCGUCUUCCUCUCAUCGGCCCCUCCCUCGCUCCCCAACGGCGCCCCGGCUUCGGGCCCCUACCCUCAGCCCCUCAGCCCCCAGGGCCGCCUUCACCACCACCAGCAUCACCACCAUCAGCAUCACCCGCACCACCCCAUGCAUGGCAGCCAUCACCAUCAUCACCACCCACAAGUCAAUCAGUGCGGGGUGAACGAGCGCUUCUCCGAUGAGCAGCUGGUGAGCCUGUCGGUGCGCGAGCUGAACCGACACCUGCGUGGGGUGAGCAAGGACGAGGUGGUGCGCCUGAAGCAGAAGCGCCGCACGCUAAAGAACCGCGGCUAUGCCCAGUCGUGCCGCUACAAGCGCUUACAGCACCGCCACGCUCUGGAGUCAGAGAAACACGUGCUCACACAACAGUUGGAACAGCUACAGUGUGAGCUGACUCGAGUGCUGAGGGAGAGGGACGCCUACAAGGCUCGCUACGAGAAGCUCCUCAGCACAAACCACAGUACCGGUGGCAGCAGCAGCGGCGACGCCCCGCCGACCCGCACCAACAACCCACCUUCCCCGCCCUCUGACUACUUCCUCUGA